UCAACCAGAAAGCAGCAAUUCAAGACACAAGACAAAGAAAUGUUUUGCCACAGUCCCGGACUGAUCUCGAAUGGGUAUUAUCAUCCCAAUCAACAAAUCUCCUAUGCAGAGCACCCCGUCAGGAGGAGAAACCGCACAGUUAGUGAACUCAGUGCACGGGAUUAUGAGAAACUGAAAGCAAAAAUGUUUCGCUACGGACCCAGGUUGAUCUCGAAUGGGUAUUUUCAUCCCAGUCGACAAAUCUAUGUAGAGCACCCUGACAGGAGGAGGACAGUUAGUGAAAGCACACAAAAUUAUGAGAGACUGGAAGCAUGUCCUAUUCUCACUCCUGAACAACUGAUAGGUCAACAUACACCUCCUCCUACAGAGGGUCGUCCUCCUCCCAUGCAAGAAGCUGAAGAACCUCCAGUCUUAAAUCACUUCACGCCCUCAAUAGUCACUUCCCUCAUGUAUUAUUUGUAUGUCUUUUUAGUGCUUGCCGUUCUUCUUACCAUGCUUUGCAGUGUUUUCCACAUGUCGGAAAAACAAUAUGUAAACCACACAAUGAUACAAGUCAUAAAAAAGCAGACGCUAUCACGUGAGGAAUUGGAAAAAAUCAUACGCAGGGCACUGAGGACUAAUGAUACUGGAAUGACUGACUACGCAUUGGAGUCUUUAGGCUCCACUGUGAUAAUCAAUUCAGAGACCCACAAACCCAGAUAUUGCAGUCAGUUUGACUUCAGUAUAUGGUGCAAAAAGUAUGGACCUGAAACAGUUCUACAGCCGGAUAUCUUCCCCGGGAAGUGCUGGGGAUUUAAAGGAUAUAAAGGCCACCUGGUCAUUGCUCUGCCGCACCCUGUACUAAUCACCCACGUUACCAUGGAGCACCUGCCAAAACUGUUCUCACCUCCUCGCCACAGGAAAAGCGCAACGAAAGACUUUGCAGUUUAUGGAAUAGUCAAUGAGACAAAGACAGAGAAACUUCUGGGAAAAUUCACCUAUGAUCAGAACGGAGAACCCAUCCAGACAUUCAACAUUCAGGGCUCUCCAAGUGAGAAGUAUGGGAUAGUGUCAUUGAGGAUCCUCAGUAAUUGGGGUCACCCUGAAUACACCUGUGUGUAUCGCUUCAGAGUCCACAGCCAGACAAGGAGUGGGUAAAAAAGGGAAUUAAGCAGGUGAAAAAAAAAUAAAUAGAAAUAAAAUAUAUAAAUAUAUCCAUUUCUAUUUUAUUUCUAUUUAAAAAAAAUUUCACCAGGGCGCACAGUGGCUUAGUGGUUAGCACGUUCGCCUCACACCUCCAGGGUCCGGGGUUCGAUUCCUGCCGGGGCCGUGUGUGUGCGGAGUUUGCAUGUUCUCCCCAUGCUGCGGGGGUUUCCUCCGGGUACUCCGGUUUCCUCCCCAGUCCAAAGACAUGCAUGGUAGGCUGAUUGGUGUGUCUAAAGUGUCUGUAGUGUAUGUGAUUGUGCCCUGCGAUGGACUGGCACCCUGUCCAGGGUGUACCCCACCUUGUGCCUGAUGCUCCCUGGAAUAGGCUCCAGGUUCCCCCGUGACCCUGAAGAAGGAGUAAGUGGUAGAAGAUGGAUGGAUG
Messenger RNA from Ictalurus punctatus (channel catfish), 1567 nucleotides. RefSeq names its product SUN domain-containing protein 2-like. The record is from RefSeq and is a predicted model, not a curated record. Lineage: Eukaryota; Metazoa; Chordata; Actinopteri; Siluriformes; Ictaluridae. The transcript is spliced from 15 exons. Gene Ontology annotation, cellular component: nuclear envelope; meiotic nuclear membrane microtubule tethering complex. Gene Ontology annotation, molecular function: protein-membrane adaptor activity. Bases 40 to 1137 code for a protein of 365 amino acids. Gene Ontology annotation, biological process: nuclear envelope organization.